AGCCUGACGCACCUGACCCAUCUCAGUAUCUCACCUCACUCCUCGCUCACGCACCACACCACAAAGGCGGCGGCGACGGCGAUUCCGCAUCGGCCGGCGGCGCGGGUGAUCGCGAAGGAGGCAACCAGGACACCGACGGCAAGCCGACGACCAGGGCGGGCAGCAGCUCUCCCUUGGUGAUUUCCCCCUCUGCUGUGUCAUAUACGCUUCUGCCCAUGUCGGCCUUGGUUGUCCGGUCUGGGAAAAGGAAAAGUAGGACUGAAUGCAUAAGUUAUGGACUGAUGGACGAGACAGAUAGGGUGAGAAGACAGUAUUUUGAGGACAAAAUAUGGAAGGAUGAUGCAACUUGUUUGAACAUGCUUAGGCUUGGAAGAGGACCUUUCUUCCGGUUCUGUCGACUUUUAAGGGACCGCAGGUUGCUCCAAGACACGAUUCAUAUGUCUGUUGAGCAGCAAGUUGGCACGUUCUUGCACACCGUUGGACACAACAUUAGGGAUACGCCAGCUGGUGACAACUUUCGUAUAACCGGUGAAGUUGUUAGUCGUUAUUUCAAAAAAGUCAUCCGUGCCAUUGGAGAGCUGCGCCAUGACCUUAUUAGGGAACCCUUGUUAGCGACCCCAACCAAAAUAGAAGGGAAUCACCAGUGGGAUCCAUACUUUAAGGAUUGUGUUGGAGUUAUUGAUGGUACACAUGUACGAGCCUCUGUUACAGAGGACAUGGAGCCUCGCUGUCGUGGUAGAAAGACCCAUGCCACUCAAAAUGUGAUGGCGGCUGUUGAUUUUGAUCUUCGGUUCACAUUUGUGUUGGCUGGUUGGGAGGGGUCAGCACAUGAUACUCAAGUUUUACGUGAUGCCUUAGAACGUGAAAAUGGUCUACGUGUUCCACAAGGAAAAUUCUAUCUCGUUGGUGCUGGACAUGGAGCCAAACCAGGGUUCUUGCCUCCUUUUCGUGGUGUGAGGUGCCAUUUAAAUGAGUGGGGGCACAAUCUUGUUCAAGAUGAGAAGGAAUUGUUUAACCACAGACAUUUUUCUCUUCGUACGACUGUAAAGCGUGCAUCUGGGUCACUCAAGGGGAGAUUCAAAAUCCUUGAUGAGGCCAAGCCAUUUUUCUCCUAUCCUACUCAAGUAGAUAUUGUUAUAGCUUGUUGCACUGUUCACAACUGGGUUAUAAAUGAUGGGAUAGAUAAAUUUAUCAUACCUGAGACUGAAUGUGUUGCCAAUAUUAACCAUGCUCCAAUGACAAAUGCCCAACCAAAUGGACUUGCAAACAUGGUUAGUUUUCGGCAGGGAAUCGCCAAUCAAAUGUGGGAAGACCGACAAAACUACUUGCAGCACAGUAGUAUGUAAUAGCUUCAUUUGAACCAUUGUAAUAUCGUAAUGUUGUAAUUUGAACCCUUGUACUUCCUGGAAUUUGUUUGUAAUGUCACAUUAUGUGCUGAAAUGAACACCAGUCCAAUCCCAAGGCACAUGGCACCUACCUCUGCUGUUUUCUACUCACUAUGUAUUUUUCUGUCACACAAUCUGCUGUGGCAAUGCCAUUUGCACCGGCACACGACAAUCCAGGACUCCAGGUCUACUUGUACUGGAUUGUUCUAUUCUUUUCAUGGUAGUGAACCCUAGCUGCAUUGGCUUAGUCACUUGGAGUGUGUCUUGUUCUAGUAGAUUUUUGGAGAUAUAUGUUUCUACCAGGAGCAAGCAAAAUCAACAAAUCACUCUUUCUCUCGGUUCAGUUAGUCACUUGAUUGUCUGCUGUGCAGUGUGCCGCUCAUAUAACCCAUGGCCCGUUUGUCUGUGGUUCAUUCAAGUGGGUUUUCUUCUUCAGCGCACUAGAUCAAUUUGAGGCAGAGUGGGGAAUUAGGAAUUUAUUAUUGGACUCUUUGAUAACGUUAGGCUGUGCAAUACUGGACACUUCAAAAUGACUUCAUUUCAGUUCAUCUGAGCACCUUUGCAACAGUGGCAUUUGACAAGUUACAUGUUCAUUUUAUUAAAAAAAGGUUCCGUGUUGAACGACUUGAUUGAACUUAACCUGCUUUCUUUGAUAAUAGGUCCGCCAACAUGUCUGAGUUGCGUUGUCUGUACCUUAGCAAAUUAGAGUUCAUCACUUACAACAUGAGUGGAAGGGGUUAUUACGUCUUGUUGUUUACUUUUGAGGUUUUAUACAUUGCAGCAAUCUAUGACACGUUUUUUUAACUUCUCUGUUUCCACAGCCCAUCUUCAGUUUCCAUUGUAAUGUCGUCAUCAAUUUCAGCAAGACAGCCUCAACAAAUUUCUAUAAUGCCGUAAUAAUGCACAUACAAGGUACGGUUUUGGUAAAAUGUCAUGCUUGGGGAUGAAGAGUGGUCAUGGAUCCAACACCGUUAUAUCUUCACCACCUCGUCAUGAAGAUGCUAUCCAGCCUGUAGUCAAAAUGUGCGGCAACACAUCAGCUAAAGAGGCAGAAAUAAUGGUGUAGGCAGGAGCUAAACUUAUUGGCAUGAUUCUUUGGCCUAACUCCAAGCACUCUGUCACAUUAUCAGAAGCAAAAGAAAUAUCUAGGGUAGCACAAUCUUAUAGGGCUGAAUCAGUUGGUGUCUUUGUGGAUGAUGAUGAAGAGACCAUAUUAAGAGUUUCUGAUUCAUGUGACCUUAUUAAUCUAGUCCAGCUCCAUGAAGAUAAAUCCCAUCCAUUGCUUCAUGCCCUUUCAUUGUCGAUGAUGAUGGUAAACUUAUGAAUGCUCCUCCUCAUGAAUAUGUGUUUGAUUGGUUCUUAGUGGACACUGCUAAGGGGGGAAGCGGCAAGGGAUUCAACUGGCAGAAAUUCCACAUGCCGUUUGUUAGAAGCAAGAAUGGCUGGCUAUUGGCCGGAGGCCUUCAGGCAGAUAAUGUUUGUGAAGCAGUUUCUGUUCUGAAGCCAAAUGGAGUCGAUGUGAGCAGUGGCUUAUGUGGUGCUGAUGGAAUUAAAAAAGACCCUGAUAGGAUCUCGUCUUUUAUGAGCAAGUAAGAUCCCUGAGCAGAUCGUAAAUAUAUCUGGGUGUGAGGAGCAUAGUUUUGUUUUCUCUACCCACCAUGUGGAGAGCUAAGCAAAUUCCAUUCGAAGCAAGUGGUUGGACAUGAUAUACUCAUGAACACGUUUAUGGUUAAAGCUUAACGGUCACUAAAUUUCCGAUGAUUGA
Messenger RNA from Triticum dicoccoides, 3150 nucleotides. Its product is annotated as protein ALP1-like. The transcript has 8 exons. The record is from RefSeq and is a predicted model, not a curated record. Lineage: Eukaryota; Viridiplantae; Streptophyta; Magnoliopsida; Poales; Poaceae. The coding region runs from base 216 to 1346 and encodes 376 amino acids.